UUUUAGUUCAGUGCAGUUGAUUUCAAGACAACGCAAGCAUGGGCUGGAUUCGUUUCGCUUUGAAGUUCAUCGCUUUUAUAGCACUUGCAACACCAAGUUUUGCGAUCGAAACUCCCGUUCCGGAGCGUUUUUUGCAACCCAGAAAUUUCAACCCUCAUCCAAUAACUGAUGUACACCGAUCUAAGGAAGGCACAUUGCACCAGCUGAAUAUUCCAGCUCCGUCAGAUAUAUAUGCCCACUAUACACAGCGGAGACAGCCUGCCUACAAGGAUCAAGAAUUCAGACAGUACGCCUCCUUGGACCAGCAGCUUGCUUACGAGGCCAACGUCCAGGCCUACAUAGCCGAAGCGCACAGGCACCAAGAAUUUGACACAUCUGUCGGGCCGUACGUGUCACCGACCGCCAACUACGAUCACGGACAUGGACACACCUAUCAACACGAGCAAUACAGUGGCACUUCUGAAAGCCCCGUCAGGCACUUCACGCAGGUGACCCAGCACGGGAAUGGCCUCUACACAAGCAAAUCGACGCACCACCGUUCCGAUCACUUUUCAAAGAAACCAUACUCAUUCGCAUACGCCGUGGUUGAUGACCUGAGUGGCGAUGACUUCUCGCACUCGCAGGCUCACAACGGCCACGCGACCCAGGGCGAGUACCGGGUCAAACUGCCCGAUGGCCGCACCCAGGUCGUUCGCUACACGGCCGACAACGGUGGCUACCACGCCGACGUCACCUACGAGCCGACCGACGAGGUGGCCGACGUCGUGCCGACGGCUGCCUACCACCAACAGCAGGCAUACCACCUGCUGCCCGAGCAGGACGUGACCCACGUGACCCCGUCACCUUUCGGAGGUGCCGCCGCUUAUCCUGUCGUUAAGAAGAGGUUUUACGGCGAAUCGGCGGUAAGUGAGGUGAUUCCUGGUCACCUGGCAAAGGCCACCACCGACAUCGAACCGGCGCAAUUGGCGUUUGAGCAACACCUCCUCUACAAACGCAGCCACAAGCGGCGCAAGCACGCCGGCAGCAAGCGCUCUCGCAGGGCAUAAUUAAGUUUUUUUGUGCUAUUUUAAACAGUUUGUUAUGUUUUAAUUGUUCCAGAUCACUUUAAUUUUGCAUUUGAAUUUUCAUAAUUUGCUGAAAUUUGGUUACAAAUUUCAAAUCCAUAAUUUUUAAUUUCAUGGCUGUGAAAAUCUCAAACUUUUAAAAUAUAAUUGAUUUCUUAACAAAUUUAAUCUCUCUAGCUGAUGCUAUAAACAUUUUUUGCUUUUUUAAAAAUAACUAUAGCGAUACUAUUGUUUUCAAUUACUUAAUACUUUUCCAAUGAAAAUAGGAUGCCGCCUUAUUCCCGGCACAAAAAAAAAAAAAAAAACUAUUGCACGCAUCCUGUCCUUCCACGAACAAAAGAUUUUGACAUUAACGCAUUAAACUGGGCCAUUUUGAAAUUUCAAUCUAAAAUCUGACGACCUUGCGUCUGGUUUUAUAACAAUGAAGGGACCGCCCAAAACAAUUAUGAAUAAAUUUUGCCAAAUUUCAGCAGAUUGUGCAUAGUGAACGUGGUGCUAUUUGCGCCUAACUGCAAACACUUUCGCAACGCAGUAAUCUCAUUGUACGUGCUCUAUAGAGUGCAAAUCGUUGAUGCUUGGGAACUUCAUUUGCAUUAAAUGUGAGAGAGGAGUCGCAUGUGUGUGUGUGCAUUACAUAUUUCGUAUCACCGCUGGCGCGUUAUUAAAACUGCGAUUUUGCAAGUGUAUAUCAAAUAAUAAACACUCUCUGUAUGCUGCGAGAACAGAGAGAAAUUUUCGCGCCAUUGAAGCAGUGCGCGUCAAUUGUAUGAGGCGAUUUGCAUUUGAAUUAUUCGCGAGAGGUGCGAAUUUUCUGUUGAAAACGCUGAAUAAAUUUAAUAUAGCCUCUUCUCGUAGAGCGUCCAGAAGAAAUUCCUUUUCCUUAUUUGAUUAACAUUCAUAUCGCACGUCAAUGUGAAUUUCUUUUUCAUUUAACACCUCUUAUUGCAGGAAAUGCUUCA
This is a messenger RNA of Neocloeon triangulifer, 2023 nucleotides long. RefSeq lists its product as uncharacterized. The coding region runs from base 39 to 1046 and encodes 335 amino acids. The transcript has 4 exons. Gene Ontology annotation, cellular component: extracellular matrix. Lineage: Eukaryota; Metazoa; Arthropoda; Insecta; Ephemeroptera; Baetidae. The record is from RefSeq and is a predicted model, not a curated record.